Messenger RNA from Daldinia childiae, 771 nucleotides. RefSeq lists its product as uncharacterized. Lineage: Eukaryota; Fungi; Ascomycota; Sordariomycetes; Xylariales; Hypoxylaceae. The transcript is spliced from 2 exons. Bases 1 to 771 code for a protein of 256 amino acids. The record is from RefSeq and is a predicted model, not a curated record. Gene Ontology annotation, molecular function: oxidoreductase activity.
AUGCCAUCAGGCCAGGCCGAAGUCAUCAUCAUUGGCUCUGGUAUCGCCGCAGCUGCAGCCGCCUACUCCAUACUGGUUGAAACCAAACGUAUGGGCAACCUACGUCGCGUUCUUGUCAUUGAGUCUCGAGAGAUGUGUGGGGGUGGAACGGGUCGUGGCAAUGGUGUUUUGAACUGCGCGCCACAUGAGAUGUUUCACAGGCUACGGAGUACUAUAGGUCUUCAUCGUGCUGCAGCUCUUGUAAGAUUCCAGCUAGCUCAUAUCAAAGUGAUGAGGGAGCUAUCCCAUGGGUUGGACCAGGACUAUGCAGAAUUCCGCGACAGAGAGAUGGUAGAAUUCUACCUUACCGAACGAGAUCGCAAAAUUGCGUUCGCUAAAGCGCAUUUAUUUGCACAGUGGGUUCCGGAAUUCAAGAUUGCAACCUAUGGCAAGGAUCAGGCGCGCGAGCCCAGCGAGUGGAUUUCGGCCGGUUUCGGUGGUGAUGGCCUGAUGUGGACGUGGCUUUCUGGUAUUGCGGUAGGAGUCAUGCUUGCGGGUAGCGAGGAGAUGGAUAUAGGACGGGAGGUGGGAAGGCCCAAUGGGGUUCUAGCCUCUUGGUUUCCGGACGAGUUAAAACCGACAAUCAGGAGGCUUAGAGACUCGGAUUUCGGCAACAUUGCUAUUCGCUUCAUCUGGUCAAUACUAACAAAUCGGGAGUCUACAGAACCUGGUGAUCGCAACCCUUACACAAAUCGUAUCUACGAAGCGAGCGCUAACGAUUUACUGCUAUGA